Messenger RNA from Rubroshorea leprosula, 846 nucleotides. The record is from the annotation of a GenBank genome assembly. Lineage: Eukaryota; Viridiplantae; Streptophyta; Magnoliopsida; Malvales; Dipterocarpaceae.
ACCAGCAACACAAUCACCCAAAUCUCCAUCGUCUCCGUCCACUACCACUUCCUCCACCGGUAACUGCUACAACCGUUGAGGCCCUACCUCCUUUGCGCCACCUCCCCAAUCCCCUACCGGUUGGCUGGAACUAUCACCUCCCCCAAACUACAGAGGAAUCUGGGCUCCAGCUAUUAAUCUGCCUCCUAAUAACAACUCCGAAGUGAUCAUCCUUGCUCUUGUGCCUCAAUCCCAAAAGGUCCUAUCCAUUUCUCUUCCUUUCCGCUUCUAAUCACCUUCCAAGGAAAUCCACUCCCCCGCCGACAUUCGCUAGUUUCAUGAAUCGAAAACAUGCAAGAACUUCCUCACUUCGUUGUCACCCUCUCAGAAUCAAUUCGUGGCACAGAUCCGAUCUGUGCCAUGAAUCCUCCACCACCACUAAAAUCGCCACUGUCCAUGAAAUCUUAAUCCAUUGGAUCGAUGAAAUUCCUUCGGUUCAACAAUCGUCUCACUACGGUAACAUCUCCUACAGAACUUGACACGAGUGGAUAGGAAUUUCCCGAUCUGUUCAUGCCUUCUUUUUGUUUUUCGUUAUAUGGAGAUCGCGAUUGUGCUAUUUAGAUGCAGAACAAAAGCAAAGGAAGAAUACAGUCAAAAGUUGCAGGAAUUGCAAGCAGAGGUAGCUUCGUGUAAUGAAUCGCAAGAAAAUCUCCAAAGAAAGAUUUCAUGUAGUAGAAGGGCUGAUUUGCCAGUGUUUCUUGUACAGGGGCUGAAUUGCCACAACAUUGCAGGUACAGGGGCUGAAUUGCACCUUCUGCCUUUCUUUACAUUUAGAUGUUGAUGUUGCAUUAAACACCGUCAUUUAGC